Molecule: messenger RNA, 2031 nt
Organism: Aspergillus mulundensis
Lineage: Eukaryota; Fungi; Ascomycota; Eurotiomycetes; Eurotiales; Aspergillaceae
Gene: fos-1
Product: sensor histidine kinase/response regulator Fos-1/TcsA
Exons: 1
Coding region: 1-2031 (676 amino acids)
Biological process (GO): phosphorylation; phosphorelay signal transduction system
Molecular function (GO): phosphorelay sensor kinase activity
Source: RefSeq, a predicted model, not a curated record
AUGGUGCUCAACGGUCGCCUAUCCGCUCUCUCGCUCGACGACCAGCGACGCAGCGAUGAGCCCACCAAGCCCGAGAUCCAGCCCGAGACGCCGCCGCGCCCUUCCUCGCCCUCCUUGAGCCGCAUCUACCGCUACACCCCAAUUCCUACCCUCGUCCUCGAUGCCUCCAUGACCGUUGUCGAGGUGUCCAACAGCCAUACCGCCCUGACCGGAAAACCACGCGACUCCCUGCUUCACGCGCGCAUCAGCGAUGUCGGCCCGGAAUGCAUCCCUGCUCCCAACAUUCCCAUCCUGUACGGGGCCCUUCGUGCGGCCACCUCGACUCGGGAGACCCAGGUUGUCGAACAUAUUCUGGUCGAUGGGAGGAUUGCACACAACUUGCGGGUGACUCCGAUCUACGAGGAAUCGACCCUGCUCUACAUUGUUCUAGAGGCCGACAAACUCACGGCUGAGGUCAUCAACAGCCAGCAUGCGUACCUGAACGAGACCUACAAGAUCCUCGUCGAUACCGUCCGGGACUACGCCAUCUUCAUGCUAGAUCCUCACGGCCACAUCGCCACUUGGAAUGCGGGCGCGGGUGUUCUCAAGGGAUACAAGGCGGAGGAGAUCAUCGGCAAGCACUUUUCUAUCCUCUACAGCCCGGAAGACCGAGCGAGCGGCAAACCGCACAGGGCGCUGGCGGUCUGCUUACGGGAGGGCCGGAUCGAGGACGAGGGCUGGAGAUAUCGGCGCGAUGGAUCCAGGUUCUGGGCCAAUGUCCUAAUCACACCGAUUUACCAGUUCGGUCAACAUGUCGGCUUCGUCAAGGUUACCCGCGACCUCACUGAGCGCAAGGAGGCCGAGGCUCGCAUGAUCACCGCCUUUGAAGAGUCAUCGCGGUUAAAGACGGACUUUCUAGCCAACAUCAGCCACGAGAUUCGCACUCCGAUGAAUGGCAUGCAGAUCGCCAUGACAAUGCUAGCUGAUACGGGCCUCUCCCCGGAACAAAUUGAACAUGCCACCAUCAUCCAGGACUCCAUGUCAUUGCUUCUGCAAAUCGUCAACGACGUACUCGACUACUCGAAACUCUCGUCCGGCUCUUUCUCCCUCCAUGCCGACAUGCUGGAUGUCAGGGAAGUCGUCGGUGCAGUCGUCCGCAACUGCCGGUCGUCGCUCAAAGAUGGCGUAGAGUUGACCACCGUCAUCGGCCGUGAUUUCCCAGUGCGCCUGCGCGGGGACCCUUUGCGGUAUCGACAGGUCUUGCAGAAUCUGGUUGGGAACGCGGUCAAAUUCACCGAGAAGGGAUCAAUUCGCGUCUCCAUUUCCUGCGCCACCGACGAGAAUGAUCCCGACUCUUCUGUCGUGAGAACCGAAGUGGCCGACACGGGAAUUGGAGUACCCGACAGCGCGAUCAACACUCUGUUCACUCCCUUCACGCGCUUCGCCAACUCCACCACCCGCAAGUAUCAAGGCACCGGCUUGGGUCUCUCCAUCUGCAAAAGCCUCGCUGAACUUAUGGAAGGGACAGUCGGAUUUGCCCCGAACCCCAACGGCCAUGGCAGUAUCUUCUGGUUUACUGCAAAGAUGGGCGGCCGCUCUGCCGCAACUCCCACAAAGCUACCCAGCGCCCCGGCGACCCCUGUCCCUACAGAACUCGCCACCGAGAUGCGGGCCAUCGCGCCUCGAAAGCAUGUGCUGCUGGUCGAAGACAACAUCGUCAAUCACACCGUCAUGCUGAAACUGCUGCACACCCUGGGCUUCCAGCGAGUCGACGGGGCCUGGAACGGCGCGGAGGCCGUACGAAUGAUCAAGCAGAAACCGUUAUCGUACGAUGUCGUUCUCAUGGAUGUCUCCAUGCCGAUCAUGGACGGCAUUACCGCAACCGGGCAGAUCCGCGACAUGGGACUGGUGAUGCCGAUUAUCGCUAUUACUGGAAAUGCGCUCAAGGGCGAUGCUGAGACGUACAUCGCCAAGGGGAUGAAUGACUGCAUUGGCAAGCCGGUACAUCGGGACCAGUUGCUUAACGUCCUAUGGAGGUGGAUUGGGACGUGA